Brenthis ino (lesser marbled fritillary) is the source of this 2232-nucleotide messenger RNA. The record is from the annotation of a GenBank genome assembly. NCBI's taxonomy places the organism in Eukaryota, Metazoa, Arthropoda, Insecta, Lepidoptera, Nymphalidae.
AUGGAAACCAAUAAGAAGCGACGUGGUGAGUGGACUGAACAACAGCUUAAAUCAGCUAUUGAAUCUGUAAAAAAUUGCAGUAUGUCACAACGACAGGCAGCAGCUACUUUCAGUAUCCCAAGAAGAACUUUGAGAAACCACCUAAAAUCUGGCAGUGAAGAAAAGAGAACUGGUCGAGCAACUACACUAAGUAAUGUCCAAGAAAAAGAUUUAGCAAGACGAAUAAUACGAUUAGCUGAAGUAGGCGUGCCGUUGACCCGCAAGAUUGUAAGAAAGCAAGCCUACUUAUUUUGUAAAUCACAUAAAAUACCAAAUUCUUUCAAUGACACCAGAUGCACUGCAGGCAGAAAAUGGCUAAAGAAUUUUUUAAAACGUAACCCUGAAAUUUCUGUCCGUAAAGCACAGUUUAUGAAUUCUGCAAGAGCACAAAAAUUAAAUAAAGACAUCGUGCAACAACAUUUCACAGCUAUCAAAAAGUUGUAUGACGAAUUAGAUAUUCCUCGACAUCCAGAACGUCUAUAUAAUAUAGAUGAAAAAGGUUGUCGGCUAACCUUGCAUCACCAACAAUAUGUUCUUGCACAAAAAGGAAACAAGAGAGUGCAUUUUAUUGCACAAGAACAUGCUGAAAACGUCACAAUUGCAAUGUGUGUAAACGCUUCAGGUAAUUCGGUUCCACCAAUGAUCAUUUUCAAAGGUAAAAGGUUAAGACCGGAAUUCAACGACAAUUUACCUGAUGGCACUAUAGUCAAAAUGGCACCAAAAGGUAGUAUGACUACUGAUUUAUUUAUUGAUUUUAUACAUCAUCUUGGCAACUAUAAGUCUCCCGGGAAAUGUUUGCUAGUUUUUGAUGGAGCUGCUUCUCAUCUGGAUGCUAGGAUAGUGGAUGCCGCAGAUGAGAACAACAUAGUAUUAUAUUGUCUGCCAUCCAAUACCACUCAUGAAUUGCAACCUUUAGACAAAUCGGUCAAUAAAUCCUACGAGCACCAUUGGGAUGAAGAAGUAUUGUUGUACGCCUAUCGUCAUCCAGAUCGUAAGCUCACCAAGGCAAGGUUUAACAAAAUAUUCUCAAAGGUAUGGCCUAAAUGCGUAACUCAAGAUAAUAUAAAAAACGGUUUUAGAGCUACUGGGCUUCACCCCUACAACCCAAAUGCGAUUCCCGAGCAGGCUUUUGCACCUUCUAUCCUCACUCAGCGGCCUAUUUUGCAUGAAACUGCUUCUAACUCAGAUGAUCCUGAAGCUCAAAAUUUUGGAGAGUCAGCUGUGAAUCACAAUAAUGACUCUAACACAGAUUGUGAAGAAAGUUUACGUAUAUCGCCGUCACUGAUAACUGAAUAUGUACAUGUAUUUCCACCACUUUCAUCUCAUUCUCAGCCACAGAGUCAAUCGCCAACUUACGCAAGUAGGAAAUUAGUUGACUACAGUUCCUCUUCCGAAUCUGCUAUUGGAGAUAUUGAUGAACAACUUUCAGCAACAGGCACGAUUUUAUGUGAUAGGGAGUCACAAUUUCAUUCUCCAAUUCCAAGCACGUCUGGGUUAGUAAGACAGAAUGUACUACGAAGACCAGUUAUCAAUUCUUCGGCAUCAGGUUCAGACGACGAAAAUAUUGAUAUAAACGUAAUCCAAAAAUGCUGUCAACAUUCUGCCAGGAACUGUAAGAUUUAUACAUCAUCAGAAUCUGACGAAGAAAAUCUGGAUCCAUCUAAUGCAACAGCUGCUCACACACACCAAGAGACACUACGCAUCAGACACGGGGAACAUAAUUCUGAUGAUUCUGACAAUGAGCCGCUAUCAAAUUUGAAGCAAAAUAAGAAGAAAACACAAAAGAGAUCUCCAUUUCACGAAUUUAUACCAACACCUAACUUUGCAAUCAUUAAGAGUAAACCAAGGCGAAAAGCAAUAAAUUAUAUUGGUCAAAGAGUAACGAAGGAUUUGUUUGAUGCUGUCCAAGAAAAAAAAGUUAGGGGACCAAAAUCAGCAAAAACUAAAAACACUGGUAAAAAACAAAAUAUUAUGAAAAAGUUAAAAUAUAAAAAAGUAAAUGUAGAAAAUAGGGGUUAUGGGAGAGGGGCAAAAACAAGAGAAGAUAAGGCUGAAAGGUGGUAUUGCCGAGCUUGUAAAUCGGAACGAAUCGUAGAUAUGAGACAAUGCAUUGCUUGCCUUUCGUGGUACCACGAAGAAUGUGUCGGACUAACAAAGAACGACAUAGAGGACUUUUUGUGUCCAGAAUGCAAC